Glarea lozoyensis ATCC 20868 is the source of this 1422-nucleotide messenger RNA. RefSeq lists its product as uncharacterized. The transcript is spliced from 4 exons. Gene Ontology annotation, cellular component: vacuolar membrane. Gene Ontology annotation, molecular function: amino acid transmembrane transporter activity. NCBI's taxonomy places the organism in Eukaryota, Fungi, Ascomycota, Leotiomycetes, Helotiales, Helotiaceae. Gene Ontology annotation, biological process: amino acid transmembrane transport. The record is from RefSeq and is a predicted model, not a curated record. The coding region runs from base 1 to 1422 and encodes 473 amino acids.
AUGGCGACUUUUCGUGAGAAGAAUGGGGUGGAUCAGAAGGGGGAGCCGGUGUUGAGUGAUUUGGAGGGGUUGGAAUCGGAUGGUGAUACUUCUAUUACUGCGCUUGUUGCGGCUGAUCAUGAACAUGAGAUUAAGCUUCGAACUAUGUCGUGGCAAAAAGCCGCAUGGUUGCUUUGUGGAGAUCAAGUUUGUUUGGCAAUCAUGGCUCAGACAUGGUCACUCUCUGUCUUAGGAUGGGUCCCUGGUAUUAUCACCAUGAUCGUUGCAGGUGUACUCUUCUGGAUCACCUCCCUCACAAUGCACAAAUACAUCAUGAAGCACCCUCACAUCAAAGACAUCUGCGACUUCGGCUACCACAUCUUCGGAAAAUCGCGUCUCGCCUACGAAUUCAGCGGCUUCAUGCUCCUCGCCAACAACAUAAUCCUAAUCGGCUUCCACGUUCUCACCGGCGCCAAAAUCCUCAACACACUCUCCGACCACUCCCUCUGCACCGUCGUCUUCUCCGUCAUCGUCACCAUCAUGGGCGUCGUAAUGUCCAUCCCGCGAACCCUCAACCACGUCUCUUUCAUGUCCAUGUUCUCCGCCGCCUGCAUGGGCAUCGCCAUCCUCCUCUUCCUCGUCUUCGCCGGCAUCGAAGACGCGCCUCUCUACGGCUACGGCGGCGACUAUCCCUCCUUGGGCCCCGUGAAAACCUACGCUUUCCCCUUACCCGGCACCGAUUUCGUCGCUUGCAUGAACGCUGUGCUUAAUAUCUCUUUCCUCUGGGUCCCGCAAAUCCUCUUCCCAACUUUCAUCGCCGAGAUGGAGAAACCGCAAGAUUUCCCCAAAUCCCUCGCCGUCUUAACCGGUAUCUCGGUCUUCCUCUUCGUCGUCCCACCAGCCAUCGGAUUCCGCUACUUAGGCCAAUAUUCCACCGCCCCAGCAUUCGGCAGUCUUGGCGUCGUAGCUUACAAAAAAGCAUCUUUCGCAUUCGUCAUCGUGCCAACCCUCGUUAUCGGCGUCAUCUACGCCAAUGUCACAGGAAAAUACAUUUACGGUCGUCUGAUGGGCAAAUCGCGUCAUGCUCACAGCAACACCGUCUUAGGCUGGGGAGUUUGGAUCGCUCUGAUCGCCGGAAUCUGGGCGCUCGGAUUCAUCUUCGCUGAGGUUGUUCCUAGCAUGGGAGAUUUCUUGUCGUUGCUCGGUGCGGCGUUUGAUAGUUUCUUUGGAUUCAUAUACUUUGCCGUUGCGUACUGGCAGAUGUUCAAGGGGGGUUUGUUCAAGGGCGCAUUUAGGUCCGUGAUGACUGUGGUGCAUAUCUUUGUUAUGUUGUGUGGGUUGUUCUUGUUGGGGCCCGGGUUGUAUGCGGCUGUUAAGGCUAUUAUUGCGGAUUACUCGGGGGGGACGAAACCGGCUUUUAGUUGUGCGAAUAUGGCUAUCUAA